GGGGAGGGGCCGAAAUUUAUCUGGACAGAAUCAGGUGCCAAAAUUUACCUGGACAAGGGGUGGGGCCUGGACUCACCUGGCCGGACUCAUCCAGGAAUCACCUGGACAGGGGAGGGGCCGGGACUCACCUGGCCGGGAUCAGGGGCCAUAACUCGCCCACUCCACCCUCAGCCCGUGCGGGGUCCUGGUAGGUCCCUUGACCCGCCCCCGAGCUCGGGGACAGGUUGUCCCCACUGCACCGGAGCGGCCGAACCGGACUGUGGAGCCCCCCAGGACACCCCGAUGCCGUGGCCACCACCGUCCACUCUGCCGGACACCCCCUUCCCCAACCGGGCACUGGCCGUAGUGGCCGCGGUGGCCGAAGGGCUGCUGGCCCCCGGCUACUGGGCGCUGAACUGGCUGCUGGCCCUGCAGCCCACAACUGACCAACAGGCGCGCUGGCGGCGGCACCGGGCCGGACGUUUCCUYGGCGUGGCCGGCCGUGUCCUGGCGGCGCCGGCAUUGGUCCUGGCGCUGGUCCUGGCGCUGCCCACGGCYGUCCUGGGGCUGCUGCUGUGGCUACCGGCUCAGGCCGCACGCCGGCCAUUUGUCCAUCAGUAUUCAGCCACUGCGGCCACGGCCGAGCCGUGGGACCCACGGCGGCCCCAUGGCCUCACCCUGCUGACCGCUAACGUGUGCCUGCUGCCCAGUGGCCUGGCCCGAUUCAGCAACCUGGGUGACACCCGGCACCGCGCCGCGGUCAUCGGUCAGCGCCUGGCGGCCGGAGCGCCCGCGGAACCUUCCGCUGACCGUGACGGAUUGCUGGAGCCGCAGCUGGACGGGGGCUACGGGGGCUGCGGGGGAACGGUCAGCGCCGGGGCCUGGGAGUGGCCGGAGAGCGAUUYGCGAAUGGUGGACACACAGACGGCAGCUGAUCCACCAUCACAGAUGGCAUGGCCGGAGAUGCCGAUGACCAACCCAACAGCAAUGGCUAGCCCAUCACCAAUGGUCAACCCAUCAUCGAUGGUCAGCCUAUCACCGUUGGCCAGCUCGGCACCGAUGACCAACACAUCACUGAUGGCCAGCCCAACACCAAUGACCAAUACGAUGCCAUGGCUGGAGAUGCCAAURACCAGCCCAUCCCUGAUGACCAACCCAACCCUGAUGACCAGCCCAACACCGAUGGCCAGUCCAACACUGAUGACCACCCCACCACCAGUGACCAACCCCUGGCCACCAGCAGACUCAGUGCCAACACUGGACUUGCCGAUGACCAACCCAACACCAGGACCCGCUCCAUCACUGACCACUGACCAUGGGCCGGAGCGGCCGAUCCCACUGCCCGACCCGAUGCCCUCGGUGCUGACCACCCGCAUCCCGCCGGACACGGACAUCGUGUGCCUSCAGGAGGUGUUCGAUGGCCCUGCGGCCACCGUCCUGCGGCGCCGGCUCGGCCGCCGCUUCCCGCACGUGCUGUGGGGGGURGGUCCGGGGGGGCUGCGCUGCGGCCGGCUGCGGCUACUGGGCAGUGGCCUGCUACUGGCCAGCCGCUUCCCGCUGCUGGCCGCUGGCUUCCACCCCUACCCCAACGCCGCCGGAGAGGAYGCGCUGGCCAACAAGGGGCUGCUGGUGGCACAGGUGCUGUUGGGGACAAGGCGUGGCCG
Messenger RNA from Malurus melanocephalus (red-backed fairy wren), 1643 nucleotides. RefSeq names its product sphingomyelin phosphodiesterase 5-like. Gene Ontology annotation, molecular function: sphingomyelin phosphodiesterase activity. Gene Ontology annotation, cellular component: cytoplasm. The record is from RefSeq and is a predicted model, not a curated record. The transcript has 3 exons. The annotation marks the transcript as partial. Lineage: Eukaryota; Metazoa; Chordata; Aves; Passeriformes; Maluridae.